Molecule: messenger RNA, 1523 nt
Organism: Purpureocillium takamizusanense
Lineage: Eukaryota; Fungi; Ascomycota; Sordariomycetes; Hypocreales; Ophiocordycipitaceae
Product: Phytanoyl-CoA dioxygenase
Exons: 4
Coding region: 328-1383 (351 amino acids)
Source: RefSeq, a predicted model, not a curated record
CUUUUCCCUUUUUGACUCUCACGGCAGGUCUUAUCGAGUUCAAUGUCGUAUAACCGCCGGAUAAUUGCAGCAUGAGGACAUACUCGGGCCGGCCCUGCGUGGACGCUAAAUAUACGAAGUACUAUCGUCUAGCCGUUCUUCAUCUUCCCCUCCUUUAUAUACAAUGCGAACUCUAAUAUAUACAUAACCCCUUGGCGUAACACAUCUUGAUCUCGGCUCUCGCAUUGAGUUAUUGAACCGGAGCUCACCCAUAUACUUGUUGAGGCGUUCAUACCAGCCCGAACUGCCACCCACUGCCAUUGAGCCCUCCUCGUCCAGUCGUGCACCAUGCCUCACGCAGCACCAGCACCAGCAGCUGAUCCGCAGCAACAACAGCCCACCAUCGCCGGCGUCCACCUCCGCGUCAACGACGGACCCCUCUCUCCAUCCUCGGUCUCGCCCCUCCGCGCCUCCCGGCCCUCGGAGCCGCUCUCCGCGCUCCGCCAGCGCUACGCCUCGGACGGCUACCUCUUCCUCAAGGGCCUGCUACCGCGCGACGACGUGCUCGCCGCCCGCGCCGCCUACUUCACCAGCCUCGCGCCGACGGGGGUGCUCAAGCCCGGCACGCGGCCCGUCGACGGGAUAUUCGACGCUGAGGGCGCCCGCGCGGCCGACUUCCCCGGCAUCGGCGCGGGGAGCGUCAAGAAUGCCCGCCCCGGCGGCUCGUCGUCGGAGCGGUCCGUCGCCUUUACCGACGCGGCGCUCCGGGCGCACACGGAGCCGUGGUACGCCGGCGGCGGCGGCGGUGACGCGCAAGAGGGGGGGUUCGCGCGGCACCCGGCGCUGUACGACUUCGUCGCGCGCUUCUCGGGCUGGGGCGACGACACGCUCGCGGUGCGGCGCUCGCUGCUGCGCAACAACACGCCCGGCAACAGGGCCAUCGGCGUGCACUACGACCAGUCGUUUAUGAGGCACGGCGAGCCGACGUCCGUCACCGCCUGGGUGCCCAUGGGCGACGUCCGGCUCGAGGGUGGAGGGCUCAUCUACCUCGAGGGAGGCGAGGCUCUCGGGGCGCAAAUCGAAGACGACUUCGCCGCCAAGGCGCGUGCGGCGGGCAUGUCGGACGAGGAGACGCGCAACGCCUUCAACGCCAACAUGAUGAGCUCGGGGUUCCUGUGCGACGGGCCGGCCGAGUUCGGGCGGGAGCACGGGAGGCGGUGGCUGGUGGCCGCGUACGAGGCGGGCGACGUGGUGCUGCACUCGCCGCACAUGAUUCAUGCGUCGACCAUCAACGACGACCCGGACAACCGCAUCAGACUCGGGACGGACUUGCGGUUCGUCAACUCGGCGCGGCCAUGGGACACGCGGUGGUCGAACCACUACACAUUCGACGAUGGCCUGUGACUGAAGGCGUGGACAUUGAUGUGGACACGGGGCGGGCCCGUCACUGUUAGAUUGCCCGGCCUCCAUGUCACGUAUAGCUGCCAUGUUCAUAGCAAAGCAGCCCCUUGUUUGGUAUACUGCUGCUGCUGCUCCUGCUGCUG